Cicer arietinum (chickpea) is the source of this 2534-nucleotide messenger RNA. RefSeq names its product probable methyltransferase PMT11. Gene Ontology annotation, cellular component: trans-Golgi network; cytoplasm; endosome. NCBI's taxonomy places the organism in Eukaryota, Viridiplantae, Streptophyta, Magnoliopsida, Fabales, Fabaceae. Gene Ontology annotation, molecular function: methyltransferase activity. The record is from RefSeq and is a predicted model, not a curated record.
UUAAAGAAAGAAAGCAAAUACAGCUCCCGCGGCGCAGUUGACGUUAGUUAUGAAAUUCUGUUAUUAUCAUCACUCUCAAAACCAAAACUCACUCACUCUCACAACCUUCUUCUUCAUCUUCAUUCAAGGAUCCCACACUCACACCCUCCAUUCCUCUAUCUCCUUAUCAAACCAUGAAACCCUACAACAAUGGCCAUUCAUUCGGAACCACCGUAAUCAUCAAAAUCAUCGCAUUCUUCAUCGUCGCCCUCACUUUCUUCUACAUCGGUAAACACUCCUCUAACCACUACCAACAACUCAUCUUCUUCUCAUCAGUUACAACAACAUCCAAUCAAGUCUCCACUUCCCCCAAUUUCAACAAAACUUUCAAUAUCUCCACUUCAAUCAAUCAUAACCAAACACAAACCCUAGAAACCACAGAAUCCCUUAAAAUAAAGAUAUUAGGGAUUCUGAAUGAGGAUGGAACGAUGUCCGAUGAGUUUGAGGUGGGAGAAUUUGAUCCGGAGACGGUGAAUGAACCAGGGCUGGAUCAUUUAACUGUGCAUGGUAAUGAUCAUGAAUUGAAAUUUGAGGUGAAGAAGUUUGUGGUGUGUUCGAGUAGUAUGAGUGAGUAUAUACCGUGUUUGGAUAAUUUAGAAGGUAUUGGGAAAAUGGAAUCGAUGGAGAGAGGGGAGAGGUUUGAGAGGCAUUGUCCUGUUGAGGAGAAACGGGUUAGCUGCUUGGUUCCGCCGCCCCAAGGUUAUCGUUCGCCAAUUCCAUGGCCUAGAAGCCGAGACGAGGUGUGGUACAGUAAUGUUCCCCACACUCGUCUUGUGGAAGAUAAAGGGGGUCAAAAUUGGAUUACCAGAGACAAGAAUAAGUUUAAAUUUCCAGGGGGUGGCACCCAAUUUAUACAUGGAGCAGAUCAAUACUUGGAUCAUAUUUCUAAGAUGGUUCCUGACAUCAUGUUUGGUCAGAAUAUAAGAGUUGCUCUUGAUGUGGGUUGCGGUGUAGCUAGUUUUGGUGCAUACUUAUUGUCAAGAAAUGUCAUAACCAUGUCCAUUGCUCCAAAGGAUGUUCAUGAGAAUCAGAUCCAAUUUGCUCUUGAGCGGGGUGUCCCAGCAAUGGUGGCAGCAUUUGCAACUAGACGUUUAUUAUAUCCAAGUCAAGCCUUUGAUUUGAUACAUUGUUCGCGCUGCAGAAUUAAUUGGACUCGAGAUGAUGGUAUUUUGCUGCUUGAAGUUAAUAGGAUGCUAAGGGCAGGAGGGUACUUUGUCUGGGCUGCCCAACCAGUUUAUAAACAUGAGCAAAAUUUAGAAGAACAAUGGGAAGAGAUGCUUAAUCUUACUACUCGUCUUUGCUGGAACUUUUUGAAAAAAGAUGGGUAUGUUGCAAUAUGGCAGAAACCCUCCGACAAUAGCUGCUAUGUAAACCGUGAGGCAGAAACUAAACCUCCACUGUGUGACCCAAGUGAUGACCCAGAAAAUAUCUGGUACGUUAAUCUAAAGGCAUGCAUCUCUCCAUUGCCUGAGAAUGGCUAUGGAGCAAAUCUUACCAAAUGGCCUGCACGAUUGCAAACUUCACCUGAUAGGCUCCAAAGCAUAAAACUUGAUGCUUCCAUAUCCAGAAAAGAGCUUUUUAAGGCCGAAUCAAAAUAUUGGAAUGAGAUAAUAACAAAUUAUGUAGGUGCUUUACAUUGGAAGACGAUGAGAUUAAGAAAUGUUAUGGACAUGAGAUCUGGUUUUGGAGGAUUUGCGGCUGCAUUGAUUGAUCAAAAUCUCAACAGCUGGGUUAUGAAUGUUGUUCCUAUUAGUGGUCCAAACACCUUGCCUGUGAUAUAUGACCGUGGUCUGAUUGGAGUUAUGCAUGACUGGUGUGAACCAUUUGACACUUAUCCAAGAACUUAUGAUCUUUUGCAUGCUGCAAACCUGCUUUCUUUUGAGAAGAAAAGAUGCAAUGUCUCAUCAAUCAUGCUUGAGAUGGAUCGGAUACUUAGACCUGGUGGGCAUGUAUACAUCCGCGAUUCUCUUUCUAUCAUGGAUGAGCUUGUGGAAAUUGCCAAGGCUAUCGGCUGGCAAGCCACGCUGCGAGAUACGCCGGAGGGUCCACAUGCAAGUUAUAGAGUUUUGGUUUGUGAUAAGCACCUAUGAUGCGGUUGUUGCAAUUGGGGCUGUAAAACUCGUUCUUGGUUUCUGAAUUGAUCCCUACAGCUGCAAUGAGGAAUUCAACACAAGUUUAAGACUUUGCAAGUGUAAAUAUCUCACUUGCUUCCUUAAAAGCGUGUAGAGACUCUGGAGGCAAUGAUUUUUUUUUAUUCUUGACAUCAGAUCGCAAGAGCUGAUUAGGUAUAGUGUAUCAUUUGACUUGUUUGUAAAGUUCAAUUUAUUUGUAUAUUACAAAGUUUAAGGCCGGGUUUCUUUUAUAUUGUUCAUUAAUGUCUAGUUCAAAACAUUUUAGUUUCGUGUUCUUAAAUAGGUUUUAUUUUAUGUGAAUUGUGAUCUUAGUUGUACUUUGUAUUUUUAUCUAUAUUUUUUCCUUCUGGUGUUCUCUAUGAA